AUGCACCUGCUUAGCGUUCGACCAUACUCAGCAAAGACCUCCAACUCUCAUCAGGCAUGGAAGAGACCAUCGACCGCCAUCCUGGCUGCCGCGGCCACACUUGUCGUGGUUUACGGCGCCACGCAGUCCAACAGGGUAGAGGCCGAAGCCCCGCCGACCGACCCCCAACAACUCACAUUUGAGAAGUCGAAAAAGAGAAAGGGUGCAUCAAAAGAAGAGAUCCGGGACUUAAUCAGCUCGCAACAUCUGCAAGUCAAGCGAAGCUGGGAGAACCCGGGGGUGUAUGCUUGGGGUUCAAAUACUGGAAAAGUCGCGGCACCAGACUCGAACGAGACCUACAUCAAGACUCCGCGUAGGAUCCCCUACUUUGACGAUGUUUUACUCCGAGAUCUCAAGCUCGACAGGACUUUUGGCGCAGCAGUCCUGGAGAAUGGAGAUCUGGUUCAAUGGGGCAAGGCAUACUCGGAAGAUGUGGUGCAACCUACUGUCACACUGAAGGGCAAAGACCUCAAGUCUAUCGUCACAUCAAGAGAUCGGAUCAUAGGGCUCAGCAAAGAUGGCACAGUAUAUUCAAUUCCAGUAUCAAGAUCAGACCAAGAAAGCGGCCUCAAGCUGACUGAGAGCUCCUGGGUACCAUUCUCGAGCCCGACGGCCAAUAUCAGCUACAGAAAACUGUCGCCGAAAGGACUGGGGACGUUGGAGAAAGUCACGGCCAUCAGUGGCGGGCUGGAGCAUGUCCUGCUGCUCACCAAUUCUGGAAGGGUGUUCUCUGCUGCUUCUGGUUCCGAAGACUUUCCAAGCCGCGGUCAGUUGGGAGUUCCAGGGGUGACAUGGUUCACACGGCCUGAAGGCCCAUACGACAUGUGUCAUGAGAUUACCAAUCUCAGAGGCUUCGAGAUUCAGAAGCUAGCCUCUGGCGAUACGCAUUCGCUCGUACUCGAUAAAGAGGGCCGGGUGUUUGCAUUCGGCGACAAUUCAAACGGCCAGCUUGGCCUCGAUCAUAAUUCUGAGUCUCCAUACGUGGAUAGCCCGUCUUUGUUACCGAUCACCAAGUAUUACCAGGGUACAAACCAGCAGGCCAAAGUCACUGGCAUAUCGGCGGGUGGUCAGAACAGCUUCUACAGCAUCGACGCCACUCGCAUCCUGGGUCCUUCAGAAGAUCCAGCCGAAGUCAGAACUCUAGGUCGCACCAGCGCAGACAUAUGGGCUUGCGGUCGAGGUAUUCAGGGUACUCUAGGUAAUGGAAGAUGGACUCAUAUCCAAAAUGGGUUAACGAAGAUUCCCUCACUGAGUGGUCUCUUCGAGUACGACGAAAAGAAGAAGGUGGUCAUUCCCAUCAGGAUGGCCCAGAUGUCGGUUGGCUCGACGCACGUCUCCGCUGUGAUGGACAAUGUCACAUACCUUGACGCCAGCGAGAAAAGUUCUGAGAACGACACCAACUGGGGCGCCGAUGUGGUCUGGUGGGGUGGCAACGAAUACUAUCAGCUUGGAACGGGAAAGAGAAACAAUGUCAACACACCACAGUAUAUUCGGCCACUUGAUAUGGCGGCUGAGAUCGAGGUCGGCAGGAAAGAGGAGCACAGAUUCCACUUGACACCCCAGCAUACGGUCAACGUAAAGGGGCGGAAGGUCAAGAUGGAGCAGCGUGUCGAAUGUGGCAGGAACGUCACUGCGGUUUACUCUGCUGUGUGA
Exophiala viscosa is the source of this 1692-nucleotide messenger RNA. RefSeq names its product regulator of chromosome condensation 1/beta-lactamase-inhibitor protein II. Gene Ontology annotation, biological process: mitochondrial respiratory chain complex III assembly. Gene Ontology annotation, cellular component: mitochondrial inner membrane. Lineage: Eukaryota; Fungi; Ascomycota; Eurotiomycetes; Chaetothyriales; Herpotrichiellaceae. The record is from RefSeq and is a predicted model, not a curated record. The transcript has a single exon. The coding region runs from base 1 to 1692 and encodes 563 amino acids.